AUGGCUGGAGAAGACAUCCCAAGAGGCAUUUCUAUGGAGCAAGCUCAAAUUAUGAAUCUCCAACGAAGGCAAGAAGAGAUAAUGGAGCAGCUUGCACGUUUAACUCAAGCAUUUGAAAGGAUUGGAGUUCAGCAGCAACCUCAAGCAUCAAGGAGGGUUGUUCAUAAUGAUGAAGGUGAAGAAAAUGCAACUGGAAACGAUGAUAGUGAAUGUGAAAAUUUAAAAGCACAACGUAGAAGGGAUGGAGAAGAGGAUGUUAGAAGUUGGGGGGUUAUGAAACACCUAAUGAAGAAACGAUUUGUUCCAGAAUACUAUAAGCAAGAGUUGUAUAUUCGCUUGCAAAGUCUUAGGCAAGGUGGCAUGAGUGUUGAGGAUUAUGUUAAAGAAUUUGAAAUGUUAAUGAUGAGAUGUGAAUUACAAGAACCUCAAGAGCAGACCAUUGCUAGGUUCAUAGGGGGAUUAAAUAGAGAAAUUGCCAACAUUGUGGAAUUACAACCUUUUGUGUUCUUGGAGGAUAUCAUCAAACUUGCCAUUAAAGUGGAAAGGCAGCUAAAGCGCAAUCCAACUAAGCAUAUGGUGUCUCGGCAAACUGGUAGCAAAAUAACCAACUCUCUAUCUACGCCAACAAGAGGCUCAUUUGCAGAUUGGGGUACAAAUCAAAAGGAGAAGGGGGACUCUAGCAAACCACCAGCAAGAAUGGGCAAAGAAAAGGAGAAAGUGGGUAACCCUAAUCCUCCACAAAGGAGCAGGGAUAUCAAAUGUUUUAAAUGCCUUGGCCAUGGUCAUAUUGCUUCUGAAUGUCCAAACAAAAGAGUAAUGGUUCUUCGGGGAACACAAGAAGAGGUAGAAAGUGAAGAUGAGGCAGCACUAGAAGAAGAAGAUGAAUGUAUGGAUGAAGAAAGUUUACAUGCUGAUGAUGGGGAAUUACUUAUGAUUCGGCGAUCCUUGAAUUUACAAGCAAAAUUAGAUGAUGAGCAGCGUGAGAACAUCUUCCAUACUAGAUGCACCAUCAAUGGGAAGUUGUGUGGAGUAAUUAUAGAUGGAGGAAGCUGUGCUAAUGUCGCUUCUACUACUAUGGUGGAGAAAUUAAAUUUGGCAACAACAAGGCAUCCCCACCCAUACAAGCUGCAAUGGUUGAAUAAUAAUGGAGAAGUAAGGGUUACAAAACAGGUUGUUGUGCCAUUUUCAAUUGGGAAGACCUAUAAGGAAGAAUUGUUAUGUGAUGUGAUUCCAAUGAAUGCUACUCACUUGCUUUUGGGAAGGCCGUGGCAGUAUGAUAGAAGCGUUAUUCAUGAUGGAUUCAAAAAUACAUACUCUUUUGUCAAGGAUGGGAAAAGCAUAAGUUUGGUCCCUCUUAGUCCUCAACAAGUGCAGCAAGAUCAGCUCUUAAUGGAGAGGGGAAAGAAAGAAAGUUUGCUUGCAGGUAAGAAAGAAGUAGAACAAGCCUUGUCCAUUCACAACUUGGUUCUAGUGCUAAUUGUAAAGGAAGCAACAUCAGACAAGGUAAUUUCUUUACCACCACAAAUCAAGAAGAUCCUCGAAGAAUUUGCUGAUGUAUUUCCAGAAGAGAUACCAAACGGGCUGCCACCAUUUAGAGGGAUUGAACACCAGAUUGAUCUCAUUCCAGGAGCCACCUUACCAAAUAGACCGGCAUAUAGAACCAACCCAGAAGAAGCCAAGGAGUUGCAUCGGCAACUCUAUUAG
Messenger RNA from Diospyros lotus (date-plum), 1704 nucleotides. RefSeq lists its product as uncharacterized. The record is from RefSeq and is a predicted model, not a curated record. Gene Ontology annotation, molecular function: nucleic acid binding; zinc ion binding. The transcript has 3 exons. Lineage: Eukaryota; Viridiplantae; Streptophyta; Magnoliopsida; Ericales; Ebenaceae. Bases 1 to 1704 code for a protein of 567 amino acids.